Photinus pyralis (common eastern firefly) is the source of this 4150-nucleotide messenger RNA. Its product is annotated as protein artichoke-like. Bases 64 to 4107 code for a protein of 1347 amino acids. NCBI's taxonomy places the organism in Eukaryota, Metazoa, Arthropoda, Insecta, Coleoptera, Lampyridae. Gene Ontology annotation, molecular function: protein binding. The record is from RefSeq and is a predicted model, not a curated record. The transcript is spliced from 4 exons.
UAAAAUUUAACUGUGCGACCAUGAAUUAAAUAAUUUGUGCGUAAAUCCUCCUACUAUUUGGGCAUGGAUUCCGCUCUAAAAAAUCGUAACGUUGAGUUAUUUGGAUCUUUAUUAUGCUGCCAAGGCAUUCACAGCGCAGAAUCGUUUAAGGAAGCAAUAGCAGAAACGUCGGCAAAGAAGAUUGAAGAGUUGCGACUGCAGGAUAGCACUAUCGAAUAUCUCGCCCCGUCUUGGUUCGCCGAAUUCUCGGCCCUUACGAAACUGUCAAUUACGUCGAGUGCCGUGAAGACUAUUCCCAGUUCAGCGUUUGCAAUACCAAGCGAUUUGCAAGAACUACACGUGGAUAACUGCGCAAUCGCCCAUAUUGACAACGAGGGUUUUAGCGGACUUUGUCAAUUGAAACGGUUACUCUUCACGAACUGCACAAGCUACCCCCUCAGGUUGCACGGAUUGACUUCUUUGGAGAUUUUGGAUUUGAGCAGCAACUCCAUUGACCGCAUUGAGCCUGGGACAUUUGACCACUUGGAUCGUCUUAGAGUGUUAAUCCUCAGCCGCAAUAAACUAAUUCAUAUCCCCAAACUUAUUUUUGAACAUCUGACUUCGCUGCACCUCGACCGCAACCACAUCGAGAGUUUAGAUCCGGAAGUCUUCCUAGGCUUGCCACACUUGGAGGUCCUGCGCUUGGAGAACAACUCCCUCGUCGAACUGCACCGCGAGUUACUCAAUCCGCUGCUUUCACUAGCAUCGUUAAACCUCAGCGGAAACUCACUCCGAUAUCUGCACCAGGGAACAUUUGCUCAACUGUUAAACUUGAGCGACCUGAACCUCUCAAACAAUGAGCUAACGUCUAUCCCCAAAGGUCUCUUCGAUAACCUUCCUCGCCUCACCUCUUUGGAUCUCGCAUUUAACCAGAUCAAGCAGCUUGAAACCGACACCUUUGGAUGCAUACCACGCUUGGAGUCUGUCAACCUGGAGGGGAAUCGCUUACGACAGUUACCGGCGGCAAUUUUCUCGGGCAGUCCCGCGAUGACCAGACUCGACCUUAACUCCAAUCAAAUUGAGGCGAUAAAUCGGGGGGCGUUUCAAGAACUGAGCAAUCUGGACGAGUUGUUCUUGAACAAGAAUCGGAUAAGUCACAUCGAAGUCGGAGCUUUCCAAGGGUUGGGCCUGUCGUCCAUCGACCUCGGCGAGAAUUGCCUACAUUCGAUCCACCUCGCCUGCAGCUUGUCUUCGGGAAUGCUCGCGUCCCUUCAGAUGCUCAGAAACCUGGUGCUGGAUGAGAAUUAUUUCGCGACACUCGGCGCGGACACGCUCUCGCUACCAUUAAGCUUGGAGUGUCUUAGUCUGGAAUCGUGCAAGAUUUCGAAUGUCGCAUUGGCUCAUUUGCCGUCCUUGUCGGAGUUGAAUUUGGGCAACAAUGAAAUAAGACACGUUAAUAGCGACUCGUUAGCAGGACUCGUCUCGCUUCGCAUCUUAAACCUGGAAAACAAUUCCAUUACGUGCAUUCCUCGAGAUUUUCUCACGAAUUUUCGUUAUUUGGAGGAAGUACACUUGGGUGGAAAUCCGUUGAGCGCCUCUGACGUGGAUGCCAUUAAAAUGAUGGACAGAGCACUGCUCGUGUCCCUAUGGCUCCUUCUUGCGGUAGUCGGAACGCAAUCUAAGGAUUGCAAUUAUCGGUUUUGGAAGUCAAUCUCGUGUGAAAAAGUGCGGUCCUUAGAACAGUUUAGGAAUGGCGUUCGGGAGAGUUUUACCCACGACAAGGUCGAUACAGAAGACUUUCAAGGUUUGGAGAUGGAAGGCAGCGACGUGAAUUUCUUGAACUCCAAAACGUUUGACGGUUUCGAGCAGAUAAAAAAAUUCAAAGUCGUUUUCAGUAACAUAACCCGUAUACCCAGCGGGGCGUUUGCUGGUUUAAACAAACUGGAAGAGCUCCAGAUCGGUUUUAGUAAAGUGGAAGCGAUCGACGAUAAGGCAUUUAGUGGCCUCUUCAAUUUGAAAAAAAUUCAUUUCUACGCGACCACGGUGGAAAAGUUUGCCAAAGGGGCGUUUGACGAUAUGCACUCUUUAACCGUGAUGGAUUUGCAGAAUGCCGACCUAACCGCAAUUGAAGCGGGGGCGUUUGACAACUCCCCGAAUUUGAAAGAACUACAGCUUUUGGGUAACAAACUGGAGGUGCUCCCAAAAGGAGUGCUGGCAAAGUUGCGACUCCUCGAUGAAGUUUGGCUCAACGAAAACAACCUAAAGCAACUGGAUGAAGAUACCUUCGAGGGGUUGGUGAAUUUGGAAAAACUUAGAUUGAACGCGAACCAACUGGAGAACUUAGCUCCAGGUUUAUUUACAAGUUUGAGGAAGCUCAGGGUGCUGAAUCUACAAGGAAACCGCAUCAAGGCACUUGAUCAGGAUCUUUUCUCCAAUUUAAAGGAGUUAUCUUCGCUUGACCUAUCCCACAAUCAAAUACAAGCAGUAGCGAAUGGCAUCUUUUCGAACCUUCCAAGGAUGGAUUCCCUCAACUUGGCGCAUAAUAAAUUAAGAGACUUAGACGCUGGCGCUUUUACUAGUUUGACUCAGCUGAACGUCCUCAAUUUGGAAGGCAACCUUCUCUCGACGCUUCCAGACGAUGCAUUCGCGGGAAACUCGCAGCUAAACGAGCUUGUACUCACCGAAAAUGCGCUGAAGAAAAUUUCAGCGGGCACUUUUCACGGUUUGAAGCGGUUAAAGAUUCUUUCACUGUCGAAUAACAAGAUAUCGUCUAUUGAACCGAAAUCGUUCGACGAUUUUGGCCGUUUAGAAGAACUUUACUUAAACGAAAACCAGAUGAAAGAAAUACCCCCAGGUCUUUUUCAACAAAUGAAAAAGCUGAAUACUUUAUACUUCGCCAGCAAUAGCCUGGAGUUUCUUCCGGCUGGGAUUUUCGACGCCCUCUCCUCCUUAAACAGGCUUCUUCUAAGCUACAACAACCUCACCCAGCUUGCAGAUGGGAUUUUUGAUAAUUUGCCCAACCUCAAGUACCUGGACGUGAUCAAAAACACAAUCAACCGCAUCGAGCCUGGUACCUUCAAGAACCUAAACCGGCUCACCUCGUUUUACUUCAGCGAGAACCGCCUCCAAAGUGUUAACGCCGAAACAUUCCAAGGACUUAAGUCCGUCGAUUACUUCCACAUCAAAGCCAAUCCAAUUGGGCACAUCGCGUGUGCCACCUUCGUCGAGCUUCCUUCGUUGGUGUUUCUCGAAAUUUCCGAUGUUCCAGUCGAAGAGCUUGCGACCGGGUGUUUUUCAAGCGUAGGGAAGCUCAAACAGCUUAGGAUUCAAAAGACCCACUUAAAAGUGUUAAAGUCGGGAACGUUCGCCGGACUGUCUCAUGUAAGGACGUUGUUCUUAACGGAAAAUCGCCUGGAGAACAUUGAGGUUGGAGCCUUUGAUGGGUUGAAGAGUGUGGUCUCGCUUUCACUGAGCAACAAUCGCCUAUCGACGAUCGACAAGGAGACUUUCCGCGGCUUGGACUCGGUGAUAUCGCUAAGUUUAAACAAUAACAAUAUCGGACACUUCGAUUCGACCAGUUUUGAUCUACUACCGAGCUUGGGAACUCUGCACCUCGGCUCCAAUAAGCUGCGCGAGCUUAAGGGUGACGUCUUUGACAAACUGUCGCGGCUGAGAGGUCUGGACCUAUCCCACAAUGGCAUCCAAGUGUUACCCGCCGAGAUUUUUCGCGCACUCGAAUCCUUGGACUAUCUCGAUUUGUCCGGUAACAAGCUGAAGGUCUUGGAACCGGGCACAGUUCCAGCUCUGCCCAGACUGCGACGGUUAAGCUUGAACGCUAACGAAAUCGAGUCGAUCAAAUCAGGAGCGUUUGACAACUUCGGCUCGCUCACAAACCUUAGGUUGGCCAACAACACGCUCAAGCAUAUCUCUCCUGGAAUGUUCGCCGGGUUGUCUAAGUUGUCUUACAUCGACCUACAGAAUAACCUGAUCAGCGACCUGAACCCCUCCGUCUUUGAUAAUUUACCACAGUUGGCCGAAGUCCUAUUGGAUGAGAACAAACUGAAUCCGAAGGUGCUGGAGAUCAUUAAGGGCAAAUAUACCUUGCCGGAACCGGAAAUUGUGGAUUAACUGUAGCUUUUCUAUAUAAUAAAGGGUUUUUGUAUCGUCGGAA